GUGGGCUCGAAAUUGCAAAGUAGGUGGAAUAGUAGAAAAUGGUUGUAAUGAGUUCGGUGUACGUUCUCUUGCUGCUUGCUAUUUCGUGUUUCUCACAGUACCAUGGAGCUGCAGGUAGUUCGACGGACAAAUACACGUUGAACUACACGAAGAGUCACUUGCGAGUUAACGAGGCCGCGUUGUGCCUGCUCAAUUUGCAGAACGAAACCGUAACGAUCAAUAUCACGUACGGCAACUGCUACAGAUGUCGAGGACGCUUGUUAGUCAACAGCUCGAGGAGCAUCCAGAACUGCACGUCGAUUGGAACGAAUCACGGUUUCACUCUGUUCGUUCGUGACGCCAAUGGUCGAGUGAAAGGUGGCAGUUGCGCGUCGCAGCAGCUGCCGUCAACGAUAGAACCGAAAGGUGUAGUGAACGUAAUGGUUAGUGGUAAUGGCACGUGUCGUUAUGAAAGUGAGCCAGGCACAUGGCCAUAUAUGCCAUUGAUUGGACUCGUCUGCAUUCUGUUUGCCGUUGCGCUUGCGUGGAACUUGGGGCAGGUGGUGGUCGUGCGUAUGACACGCUCUGGCUAUAGUAUACCAUUUCAAUCAGUCAGGUCUUCUGCUGGUAUACAGCACAGUGCAACUCGAAAUCGAGACAAUUCUGAAAAUGAGAACAUUCAAUCUGGAGGUGCAUCGGGAGAAACACAGAGACUGGUGACUAUGCCAUCCUCGACUGCACAGCGUCCGCGUCUUCGAUCCCUGGAUACUUUUCGCGGGCUGUCUCUUGUUAUUAUGAUAUUUGUGAAUUAUGGAGGUGGUGGAUACUGGUUCUUUCAACAUAGCAAAUGGAAUGGACUCACGGUUGCUGACUUGGUUUUUCCGUGGUUUGUCUUUAUUCUUGGUACAUCAGCUGCAAUAUCGUUGAACUCUCUUGAUCGACGGGGUGUUAGUCGUUGGAGGAUGCUACUGAAAGUUGUCCGUCGUUUUGUUAUUCUGUUUGCACUCGGUUUGUUUCUUAAUGGUACCAACGUGCUGAGGACUUAUCGAAUUCCUGGAGUGUUACAACGUUUGGCUCUCAGUUAUUUAGGCAUCUCACUCUUACAUCUUGCCUUUGCUUCAAAGCGGGAUCGGAACACAGACAAAGUGUUUGCUCCUGUUAGAGAGGUUAUUAAUCAUUGGAUUGAAUGGGUUGUUGCUGUUAUUCUUAUUAUGAUUUGGUUACUAAUCACAUUUCUUCUUCCAUUUGACCACUGCCCGCCAGGGUAUUUGUAUCCAGGUGGUGAACUUGGUGACUAUGGCAACUACAUGAAUGCAAGUAGUAAUUGCACUGGUGGAGCUGCUGGUUACAUCGACAGGCAAAUCUUUGGUAUUAAGCACAUCUACCCUACACCAGAAUGUGUUCAUCUUUAUAUGACUGGUCCAUUUGAUCCCGAAGGAGCUCUUGGUACUCUCACAUCAAUCUUUCUUGCAUUCUUGGGUCAAAAUGCUGGUCGUAUUCUUCUUGUGCAUCCUGAUGAUAAACGUCGAUUAAUUCGUUGGGUUUUGUGGGGCAUCUUUUGGGGAGCCUUGGGAACGGCUCUCUGUGAAGGAAAACAGAAUGGCGGAGUCAUCCCAAUCAAUAAGAGUUUGUGGUCUCUGUCGUUCGUUUGUGUCAUGGCUGGGACAGGGUAUAUUCUUUUGGCAUUACUUUAUUACAUCAUAGAUGUGAAGAAAUUGUGGAUGGGUGGACCAUUUGUUUUUCCUGGAAUGAAUUCUAUAUUGGUGUAUGUUGGACACGAAAUGGUGCACAGAUAUUUCCCAUUCAGUUGGGAUGCUCCUCAAGAGCAGCUAGACAUACUUGCACAGAGUUUUGUUGGAACGUGUCUGUGGGUCAUUAUUGCAUACUACUUGUAUGUCAUAGAUUUUUUUGUUAAAGUGUGAAGAUUAUCUUGUUGAUUUCAGUUUUUGCUCAUGAUUUGGUAAGAGGAUAACAAACCUCUUCUAAUGAAGCUAUGAAGUAGCCAAUGCAGAUUUGCUGGAUUUAUUGCCAUAAUUUCAAACAUGAACGUUCUUGACAGCUACAGCAAUAUGCUUUGAUUACCAUUGUCUAACUAAGGAAAUAAACUGCAGUGUCACUGUGUGCCAAA
Molecule: messenger RNA, 2107 nt
Organism: Corticium candelabrum
Lineage: Eukaryota; Metazoa; Porifera; Homoscleromorpha; Homosclerophorida; Plakinidae
Product: heparan-alpha-glucosaminide N-acetyltransferase-like
Exons: 1
Coding region: 39-1901 (620 amino acids)
Source: RefSeq, a predicted model, not a curated record